This is a messenger RNA of Maniola jurtina (meadow brown), 1029 nucleotides long. RefSeq names its product senecionine N-oxygenase-like. Gene Ontology annotation, molecular function: NADP binding; N,N-dimethylaniline monooxygenase activity; flavin adenine dinucleotide binding. Bases 121 to 909 code for a protein of 262 amino acids. NCBI's taxonomy places the organism in Eukaryota, Metazoa, Arthropoda, Insecta, Lepidoptera, Nymphalidae. The transcript has 6 exons. The record is from RefSeq and is a predicted model, not a curated record.
UACCUGCAGGACGAAGGCAUCAGCUUCACGCUGCUGGAGUCCACGCGGUACGUGGGCGGCACGUGGCGGUAUGACCCCAGGGUCGGCACCGACGAGAACGGCCUGCCCCUUCACACCAGCAUGUACAAAAGUUUAAGAACAAAUCUCCCUAAACCUACCAUGGAACUAAAAGAUUUCCCACUGCCAGAGGAUGCGCCUUCGUUCAUGACAUGGGAAACCGUCUACAAGUACAUUCAAGGUUACGUUAAGCACUUAGAAAAACACAUCAAGUUCCUACACAAUGUGAUAUUGGUGUCCCGAGAGCAAAACGCGUGGAAAGUGAAAUACCAAAACGUAAUUACGGGCGAAAGAUUCGAAGAAGAGUUUGAUUUCGUUUUCAUCGGUACGGGGCAUUUCAACAAACCUAAUUAUCCUGACAUCCCUGAGGAAGAACUCUUUACUGGUACAAUCAUCCACAGUCACGAUUACAAAGAGAGAGAUCGCUACAAAGACCGGCGGGUCCUCAUAGUUGGAGCCGGUCCUUCAGGCUUGGACAUAGCCAUCAAUGUAGUAAACGUUGCCAAGACUUUAGUACAUAGCCACCACUUCCGAGCUCCCUUAAAGACGGUCUUCCCUGAAAAUUAUAUAAGGAAACCGGAUAUCAAGGAGUUUAGUGCCACUGGUGUUGUGUUUGAGGAUGGGAGUUAUGAAGACAUUGACGAUGUUAUUUAUUGUACUGGCUACCAAUAUUAUUACCCGUUCCUGGAUAAAAGUUGUGGCGUAGAGUGGAAUCAAGAAUGCGUGAAGCCGUUACACAAAUGUAUAGUGAACAUCAACCAGCCCACUAUGCUGUUCCUAGGGUGUAUCUCACGCGCCUGUCUGUUCCUAGCCUUGGAUGCUCAGGUACGGCAAGAUAUGCUGCGGCGUUAGUUAAAGGUGACUUCAAACUGCCUUCUAAGGAGAAAAUGUUGGAGGAUUGGAGCAUGCAAGUUGAGACUAUCCAGUCGAAAGGACGACCAAUGUCCGACUUACACGUCUUAGGUGAUGAUG